UCCGCGCUUACACAGUAUGGCCGGCGAUAUUAGCUAGCACUCGCCCACGGUAUUCUCUGUAAAAGGGAAGACGGUAAAACAAAACAAGGCAACUACAUCUGGACUGCUCUAGGACCGCAACUAACCUAAUAAAUUAUAACAACCAACAAAGGACUGAUUCACUGGGAUUGCAUCCGACGGUUUAAUUUCUGUUUUUGGAGUCUGUUUGUCUCGCGAUGGAAGAGAGCAGUGCACACUUCUUCGAGGGGACCGAGAAGCUCCUGGAAGUGUGGUUCUCCCGAGAAGACCAAACCAAAGGAACCGGAGAUCUGCGCACUAUCCCCCGAUUUGAGUGGGACAAACUUCUGGAGAAUGUGCAUUGUUUGAUUAUAAGUGUGACAAAGACUGACAAGCAGGAAGCUUAUAUACUCAGUGAGAGUAGCAUGUUUGUCUCCAAGAGACGUUUCAUUUUGAAGACAUGCGGAACCACCCUCUUACUGCAGGCACUGGUGCCACUGCUGGAGCUGGCUCGUGAGUACUGCGGCUUUGAUGCCAUCGAGAAUUUCUUCUAUUCUCGUAAAAAUUUUAUGAAGCCCACCCAUCAAGAGUUCCCUCACCGCAACUUCCAGGAGGAAGUCGAGUUCCUCAGCCAGAUUUUUCCAAAUGGAGCAGCCUACUGUAUGGGACGUCUGAACUCAGACUGCUGGUAUCUGUUCACGCUGGAGCUGCCGGACUUCUGCGAGAACAAGCAGGCGGACCAGACCCUAGAAGUUCUGAUGAGUGACCUCGACCCAGCGGUGAUGGACCAGUUCUACAUGAAAGACGGUGUUUCUGCUAAUGAUGUCACUCGUAUGAGUGGAAUUCGUGACCUGAUUCCAGGUUCAGUGAUUGAUUCCACAAUGUUCAACCCUUGUGGAUACUCCAUGAAUGGAAUGAAAACGGAUGGAACUUACUGGACAAUUCACAUCACCCCCGAACCAGAGUUCUCCUAUGUCAGCUUUGAAACCAACCUCUCCCAGACCUCUUAUGAUGAGCUUAUCCGCAAAGUCGUGGAUGUCUUCAAACCAGGGAAAUUUGUGACAACGCUUUUCGUCAAUCAGAGCUCCAAAUGUCGCAGCGUUUUCUCUUCGGCUCAGAAGCUGGAGGGGUACCGCCUCCUGGACCGCCAGUUGGCACACUUCAACGACUACAACUUCGUCUUCACCAGUUACACCAAGAAUCAGCAGCAGAAGCGGAGCUGAACCUCCGAAAUGAAGCGUAAAAAGAAAUCCCGCUGUCGCGAGGAACAACUCUGCGGCCGGCGGUGUUUGUGCGUGGAAUCUUCUGGCUGUAGAUCUUCCCUGAGUUUAACAUUUAUGCAUUCUUGUACCUAUGACGUAGAUAUCGUGCAUGAAAGCUCUUCCCGUGUCUCUGUAGAUAUUCUAGCCCAUUCUUGCUGUGAUCUUGAAGUGCAUGUAGAGUUCUUGAACGUGGUGGUGGUGUGUAUGAGGCAUGUCACUCCAUCCCAGGACAUGCAAUGUUCCCUUCCCUUCCUGCAGGUGUCCCCUCGCAUCCCCCACAGACAGGGUUUCCGACCUCACUAGACAAGGACCCUGACGUGCUCCGAUCCAUCUCGUCUCCCGACCGUGUUUCACCAUACACACCAGUGUUUUGUUUGAGUUCAUCGGUGUGCGUAGAGGUGUUUUUGGGCAGGGUUUGAUUUGCAUUUCAUUCAAUACAUGUGGCGUUGGUUAUUUAAAUCUUGAGUUUUUCGCUCAGUAUGUGUAUGGAAGCCCGUUUUCACCACUGAAUAAAAAAUUAAACAAGGUUAUUGCAAGCUUUUUCUCACAAUUAUGACUUUCCUCAGAAUCGCGAGAUGUAAACUCUGAGAAAUUGUCGUAAUUCUGAGUUUUUUUC
Carassius carassius (crucian carp) is the source of this 1875-nucleotide messenger RNA. Its product is annotated as S-adenosylmethionine decarboxylase proenzyme-like. Gene Ontology annotation, molecular function: adenosylmethionine decarboxylase activity. Lineage: Eukaryota; Metazoa; Chordata; Actinopteri; Cypriniformes; Cyprinidae. The transcript is spliced from 9 exons. The record is from RefSeq and is a predicted model, not a curated record. Gene Ontology annotation, cellular component: cytosol. Gene Ontology annotation, biological process: spermine biosynthetic process; spermidine biosynthetic process. Bases 216 to 1220 code for a protein of 334 amino acids.